Messenger RNA from Ornithodoros turicata, 645 nucleotides. RefSeq lists its product as uncharacterized. The record is from RefSeq and is a predicted model, not a curated record. NCBI's taxonomy places the organism in Eukaryota, Metazoa, Arthropoda, Arachnida, Ixodida, Argasidae. The transcript is spliced from 4 exons. The coding region runs from base 243 to 566 and encodes 107 amino acids.
GCUAGCAGAAGCGAUAACAUUCAUCAUCCUACGAGGCAGCUGGAAGAACCUUAUCCACAAGAACGUAUAGCACACCAGCCAUUGGUUGCUCCGCAUGAGGAAAGAUUGUUGCAAAACACGCCCACCUACCCGUGUACAUACUUAUAACAUCCAGAGUCAGUAUAUUGGCAAACCGACCGCAAGUGUUACGUCCGAUUUAGAAGCUCCUUACCAGAAACUAGGAAGCCUAAGUGAACAGCGACAUGAAGCUCUGCGCAAUUGUCUUCGUACUUGGCACUAUGUUGGCGGUCGCGUCUGCCGAGUGCCCGAAAGAGCAAGGCUUCAUUAUGACUUUGGAGUGCGCUUACACGCUGAGACUAGACCCUAGUCAUCGUGAUGUCAUCGAAUGGGAUGUAACGGACCUGUCAGACCCGUCACAAUUCAGGGCCAUCUGCUGUUACCUGGAUGCACUAGAGAUGUGUUUGAAGUAUAGCCUACAGGGAGAGUGCUCAUACGCUGCUGACAAAAUAUUUCAACAGCACCGAGAUGCACUAGUGGGUGACCUGUCCUGUGCCGACAAAUGUUGAGAAGCGAAAUGUACCCACAUUCCACAGAACUACACGUGCCAGGGCAUAUUGUACGAAAUAAAUCGACAGUUGGCAUGCA